AUGUUUCUAAUCUACCUCUUUCUCCUGCUAGCCCUAGCAUCAGCCAUCACCAUCCCGCCAAACUGCCCCUCCGACACUCCCACCUGGUCCGACCCUUUCCCCGAAGAACUCCUCGCCGUCCCCAACCUCGACGCCGAAUUCGACUACAUCGUCGUCGGUGGCGGCACCGCAGGUAUAACGAUUGCAUCUCGUCUGGCCGAACACAAUCACCGCGUGGCUCUAGUCGAAGCAGGAGGAAUCUACGAGACCGUGUCUUGGACUGCGAAGAUACCUGGGGCGGAUAGCUUGGGUGUGGGAUCGGAUCCCAAGUCGACGUCUUUGAUUGAUUGGAAUUUCGUGACGUAUAAUGUUCCUGGGGCGAAUGGGAGAGAUGUUCAUUAUCCGAGGGGGAAGUGUUUGGGGGGAUCGUCGGCUUUGAACUUCAUGAUCUAUCAGAGACCGACGAAGCAGUCGAUGCAGCUCUGGGCCGAUCUCGUCCAGGACCAGAGUUACGCUUUCGAUAGUGUGGUUCCGUUCUUCACGAAGACCGUCGAGUUUACGCCUCCAAGUGUCAACCUUCGCUCCUGCAAUGCCACGGCGCAGUAUAAUAUGGACGCCUUUUCUGAGCAUGGCGAGCCUCUUCAUGUGUCUUAUUCCGACUACGCUAUGUCGUUUUCUAGUUGGAUGGAACGGGGACUCGAAGCGAUUGGAAUCCACGAGACGACGGACUUCAAUAGCGGAUCGUUGAACGGCUCCCAAUACUCGACUUCAACAAUUCGGCCAUUGGAUCAGACGAGAAGUAGUUCGAAAACUGCCUUCUUCUACAGGGCUUCUUCACAACGCUUACGGGACUUGAAAGUAUACAUCGGUACCCUGGCCAAGCAAAUCCUGUUUGACUCUUCGAAACGAGCAACCGGCGUGAGGGUGAAGACGGGAUUGGUGACCUAUACACUGCGCGCCAAACACGAAGUUAUUCUCUCAGCCGGCGUAUUUCAGUCUCCACAGCUCUUGAUGGUCUCCGGUGUCGGACCGGCCGAUACCCUGCAGGCGCACGGUAUCGAUGUCAUUUCGAAUCUCCCAGGAGUUGGUCAGAACCUGCGGGAUCAUAUCUUCUUUGGUCCAACGUACCAAGUGGCUCUUGAAACAUUUACCAAGCUGGCUGCGGAUCCUUUGUUUAUGACCGAACAGCUGAUGAAGUACAUCACCGCUCGCACCGGGAUGCUCACGAACCCAGUCACCGAUUUUAUUGCCUUUGAGAAGGUUCCCGAAGCGCUACGGUCUAACUUCUCUUCGAAGACGAAGGAGGAGCUCGAUUGGUUUCCGGAUGAUUGGCCUGAGAUUGAGUACCUCUCAGCAGCUGCGUAUGUUGGCAACUUUUCCAGGCCCUUCCUUGGGCAACCAAAGGGUGGCCCGCAGUACGCUACAAUUCUGGCCAGUAUUCUGGCAACGACCUCCAGUGGAAAUAUCACUAUCAAAUCUGCCGAUACAAAAGACCUACCGGAGAUCAACCUGAACUGGUUGUCGACAGAAACAGACCAGCAGCUAGCCGUUGCUGCAUAUAAGCGGAUUCGGGCCGCCUUUCACAGUGAGGCCAUGGCGCCUAUCGUGGUGGGAGACGAGUAUUUCCCUGGCAUGGAACACACAACUGACGAGCAGAUCUUGGAUGUCAUUCGCAACACCGUAAUGACUAUAUACCAUGCUGCGUGUACGUGUAAAAUGGGACUUCGUGAGGACGGUAUGGCCGUGCUUGAUAGUCAAGCUAGGGUGUAUGGGGUGGAAGGAUUGAGAGUGGUAGAUGCCAGUUCGUUUCCGAUUUUGGUUCCGGGGCAUCCUCAGUCGACAGUUUAUAUGCUUGCAGAAAAGAUUGCGUCGGAUAUUGUAUCGCCUAAAUGUGAGGUUUAG
This is a messenger RNA of Aspergillus glaucus CBS 516.65, 1881 nucleotides long. RefSeq names its product GMC family oxidoreductase. Gene Ontology annotation, molecular function: oxidoreductase activity, acting on CH-OH group of donors; flavin adenine dinucleotide binding. The transcript has 5 exons. The record is from RefSeq and is a predicted model, not a curated record. Bases 1 to 1881 code for a protein of 626 amino acids. Lineage: Eukaryota; Fungi; Ascomycota; Eurotiomycetes; Eurotiales; Aspergillaceae. Gene Ontology annotation, biological process: secondary metabolite biosynthetic process.